UCUUAAUUUGUAGGGUUACUUCCGCCGCGCCGGAGCUCCGCGCUAGCUGCGUAGCGGUGACGGAGCGGCGCCGCGCCUCUCCUCCGCAGUGGAUCCGUGUCUCCGGGCUCCGCUCUCGGUGCGGCAGCGGCUCACCUGACCGCGGCACGGCGCUCUGCUCUCGACUGCCGGAGCUCCGCCGCAGCGGCCCGAACUGGGGGSUGGAUUAGCGGGCCGACGGGCCGCUGAGCAACCCGGACUCUGAUUCUCACCCUGACGCUGGUCCGGUUCGGUGGUCUGACUGGGAGCUGCUAACCGCCAUCUGCAGCGGCAGAACGGACCCAUCAGCACCGAACCGCACUAACAGAACCUCUAAUUUUACAAGGAAACGGGAUAAUCAUAGGUUCUGGAGAGUCCGGGUCACAGGUCUGAGUGAUCCGGACUAAAUCAGAACCGAGGUGAUAUUUCGGCUGCAGGUAAAGAUCUAAGGGAUGGGUCCAUCAGGACUCGGAACCGAGACAAGGUGACCGAACCGACGGGUUUAACACUGGAACAGGGCCGUCCUACUGCUGCACCUCCAGAACCGCAUGUCCCGAACCUCAGGAGAGCUCGGCKGCAGGUAGAGCCAUCCGGAACCAUGGGGACCCAGGGCCCGGGCCGGAAGAGGAUUCCGAACCGGGACAAGCUGGCUGCGGAGGAGGAUGCGCUGAGCCAGACAGCGCGAGAGGCUGAGGCCCGGCUGGCGGCGAAGCGGGCCGCCAGAGCCGAGGCCCGCGAGAUCCGGAUGAAGGAGCUGGAGAGGCAGCAGAAGGAGCUGUUUCACAGCACCAAGAAAUAUUAUGGUCUGGAUAACAAGUGGGGUCACAUCGAGCAGUGGAUGGAGGACAGCGAGCGUUACUCUCGUCUCUCUCGGAGACACACCUCGAUCUCUGAUGAUGAGGAGAGAAUGUCUGUGGGCAGCCGGGGCAGCUACAGGCCCUCGGACUACGGUGGCCUCCUGGCCUCCAGUUCUCGGGCCUCCUCCAGGGCCAGCUCUGCYCGGGCCAGCCCUGUGGUGGAGGAGAGGACAGAUCGGGAGUUCACUGACAAGGGUUCCAGGACGGCGUCCACGCUGUCUGCCGCCACGCUGGCCUCGCUGGGCGGAGCCUCGUCACGCAGAGGAAGCUGUGACACCUCGUUCUCCGUGGAAACGGAGGCCUCAAUCAGAGAGAUGAAGGACUCGCUGGCGGAGGCGGAGGAGAAGUACCGCAGGGCCAUGGUGUCCAAUGCUCAGCUGCACAACGACAAGACGGCGCUGAUGUUCCAGGUGGAGAACCUGAUGGAGGAGCUGAGCGACGUGGAGGAGCUGCUGUGGGAGGCCCGGCGCCGCUGGGACGACGCCACAAAGGAGCUGGAGCGCGAGCGCCAGGCCCACAGCGUCCUGAAGGUCCAGUUCAAGCAAACAGAGGAAACUCUGAGGCAAACCAACGAGCUGCUGACGGAAGUGUCUGAUCUGCGUCAGAAGAGCAGCAGCUACCGGCAGGAGAUCUCUGACCUGCAGGAAGCUCUGCAGUGGAAGGAGAAGAAGAUCGCGGCGUUAGAGCGCCACAGAGAAAUCUCCGACAUCGUUCGGAUCGAACGCGACCGGCUCACAGAUGAGGUGGUCCAACUGCGAGACUCACUGAAGAACCAYGGAGUGGUCGUCUCUCCUGACACCGCCACCAACGGCGACACAGACCAGACUGAGGAGGAAUCUCCCUCCCGAUUGGCCGAGGAUUCACCUCACAGUGGGAGAGAGAGCAUGCUCGGRAAGGCUUCACAGCAGAAGCCAGCAGAUGGCAGCAAAACUCCUCAAAAUGUCCCCAAAGACAAGAAGAGGUCGCUACCACAGAACAUGAUCUCUGUGAACGACAAAACCAAGCCAUCCAGAGAAAGACGAAACCCAACUGAGAAACAUCCAGGCAGAAACCGACAAACACGGAGCAAGGCAGGUGAAAAGGAUCCGCCAAAGAAGCUUCCUGUUAGAGYAGAYGGAAAUGAGGCAAAAAAGAAGCAGCCUAGCACAGAAGAUCCAGCUCAGARAGUCUUCAGAUCCAGACUUGUUCCACCGCGACCUGCUAAAGAUAUUAUCCUGGAUAACCGAGCCAUGGUGUUGGGCCUUUCAGCUACUGAGAAACUGAACUCUCCAUCUGAGGAGGCGGUAAAGCAGGAUGCCUCUUUGGCUMUGCAAAGUGAAUCUUCUUCCUCUGAAACAAACUUUGAACAAAAGCAUCUGAGUACUUCAGAUCUGGAUUCCCAAAGUCAAGAUGAAGACAGGAAUGCGGAAGACGUUUCAGGUUUCAGUGAAGAAGGUCCCAACCUUCAAGCUGUAGCAGAGUCCAACAAGUCAAAGGUUCAKGCUGUAGGUGGUGAAGAAGGCUCCGUCAGGAGGACCGAARCUAAUCCAGAAACCAAAGUACAUUUCAAAUCUCCUGAGAACCAAAGCAUUGGAGAACCACUCCAAAGAGCUGCUGAGGUACACAAAGCUUGCCCUGAAAGCCCAAAGAGAACAACACCCUUUGUUCCUGAACAAAUGUGGACCAGCCUGGAGAUGACUGUUCAAGAUUUGCUUCAAGGACUAGAGGAUAAACCAGGGUUUGUGGUAGAAAUCUCAAGAAUCUUCUCAGAAAUCCUGAUGUGUCUCCACCACUGGAUCUCAGAUUUGGAGAACACACUAAGGAACAGAGCAGGACGUGAGUCCUGUCUGAACAAUAGAGGUGGACAUGAAUCAGUGUGGCCAUUGAGGGGAACCAGACUCUCUACAUGGCUUCUGACAAGCCUAACCAGAGAAMCCGCAGAAGGUCCUGGAUGUGAAGAAGGACAUCUGGCUGGGCGUUCUUCAUCACCAAGAGUCAGUUCAGCCAGAGAAAAGAUGGAGGACCCAUCUGGUUCCUCAAGCAGAGUUUGUUCAACUUGUCAUGAUCAGUCUACCACCAAUGACGAAAGAGAGAUAAGGUCCAGCUCAAGAGAUGUGCAGCUGAACACUGAGUCUGAAGCCAGUCCACCUGGUUCUCUUCUAAAAAGCAUAUCUGGAGACUUUGUUUUUGUUGAGUCACACUUUUCUGAAUCUUACAAGAAUUCAACAGACACCAGGCCUGACAGUCAAACCCAUGUUCUGACUUCUGCCAAAGACUCAAAGGAGUUUAGAGGGAACUGCCCUUCAUCAGCACACUCCAGUGUUGGACAAAGUUCCUCAGGAGGACUCAAGAGGUUCAUGGAGGUGACCGCUGAAGAAAUCAGAGCAUUGGCUGUUCCUGAGUUGACUCUGGUGGGCCUCCAGGAGGGACGGCGGCUGGAUCGGUCCAGUGUUGGUUCUUUUGAGGAGCUGUCRGUUGGAGACAUGGACAGCUGUGAGGAGGCUGAUGAAGAAGAGGAGGUCCAAUUGCUUCCAUCACAGCAACAGAACCGAUCCACCAUGGAGGCUGAGGUCCAGGUUAUUGCUCCAUCGCUGGGCACCAUGGAGUCAGAGACAGAACAUGAAGAAUCCGGAUUGGACAGCAGGAAAAAUGACAACACAGAUUGCAAGAUUUCAUGAGCUCAGGAGCGCCCUCUGCUGCUGGUCUUCAUGAACAUUGAACACAUUCAUGUUCAAAUGUUUAUGUUAGAAGAAAACAUGUUGACUGGUAGUUCUGGUUAGAGCCAGAAGAAAGCAGAGACUCACAUCARGUGUUAGAAUCUGGAAAUCUAAAUGUGUAGAGUGAUCGAUGAAGGUUUGGAGUGACCRAUGAGAAGGUAGCUUUGAAUGUAUUGGAAUGACUAAUCUUCUGAGUAUAACAUGUAAGUUCCUGCUGAGAAGAUGUGUUCCUGAAAUAUGAGGAUAGAAAAGUUUUCAUAUCUGGUAAUAAAUGUUUAUCUGAAUCCUGGA
This is a messenger RNA of Poecilia reticulata (guppy), 3862 nucleotides long. RefSeq names its product leucine rich repeat (in FLII) interacting protein 1b (gene lrrfip1b). Lineage: Eukaryota; Metazoa; Chordata; Actinopteri; Cyprinodontiformes; Poeciliidae. Gene Ontology annotation, molecular function: DNA-binding transcription factor activity, RNA polymerase II-specific; RNA polymerase II cis-regulatory region sequence-specific DNA binding. The record is from RefSeq and is a predicted model, not a curated record. Gene Ontology annotation, biological process: regulation of transcription by RNA polymerase II.